GUCUAUGCGAAAAUAUUUUACCAUACAUUCAUUAUAACUACCAAGUACCACAGUUUAUGUAGUUCAUCAAUAGUGGCGUUCAGUGAAAAUAUCCAGUAAAUCCUGUACAAACGUCUUUGCUAAACAGUAGUGUUUCUUUAAUCUUAGAUAACGUACUUAACAUUAGGAAUAUUCUGGUGUUUUCUCAGUACAAUUUGAAGAUGCUCAAGCGAUUCAUGUUUUUGAAUCGAACUUUCUUCUAGUGUACAAUUAGUUAUGCGAUUACAAUGGGAUUACAAUGGGAUACUGUGGAUCACAGUAAUUCUGUUUGUAUUUUUGUCUGUUUCUUCCCAAGAAACGGAAAUAAUCAAUUGUGGAAACAGGGAAUUCGUUUGCUACAACGAAACGUUCUUUUACCAGUGCGUUGUUAACGAAGAUUUAUCUGGAAAGUACAUAAUUGGAGAGCCACAAGCAUGCCCGGAAGAGCUUUUUUGCUAUGAUGAUUCGGACCUCGAAUGUGACGAGUUUCGUCCUGAUGCCCCAACAAGAACAACCAGAAGUAGCAUUACAAAAACAACAUUAACGACUAGUCCUAUAAACCUACCAACAACUCUAUCGACUUCAGUACCAGAAGCUACUACACAGUCAACGGCUACACAUCAAACUACAACUUCACCAUCAAUAACAACACCAUUUGUAAAUAUUACUACAAGUACUACACCGUCAGCAAAAACAACCUCCGCAGAAAACCUAUCAACCACUCACCCACAAACUAUAUCAACUUCAACUAUUUCUACUACUACAAUCCGAUCUAAUAACGACACAACUACUGAUCUUAAUCAAGAGACAACCGAAACCACAAGAAGUACUUUCUCAAUUAUAACAACAAAUGCUACACCUUCAACAACUUUACCUACCCCAGUUACAACAUCAAUUGUUACACUAACAAUUACGACUAACGAUGAUAGUAAUUCUAGCCCAACACAAUCGUUCAUCAAAACCACUAGUUCGCAAUCAAGCUCAAAUUCAGUUAUAAACGAUAACACAAGCAUAGAUGAUGUUACCACAUCUCCAAAAUCAAUAUCAUCUAGUGUACCAACUAGCUUAGAGUCAGAAUCAUCUACUGCAACUACCACUUCACAAUCCAGUUCAACUACUGUUGCCAGUGAACCUACAGACGAUAAUCGACAGAAGACAGAAUCGGCCACAGUAACCCAGAGUUCACAAGCAACUUCAACUUCGGCUGCUAGUGAUCCUACAAAUAAUAUUACAACCGAAAAUAACGUCAGUGAAACUACAGUAGCUGAUAUUAUUACUACUGGCCAACACCCAGAACCGUCGGAAGAAACGACUAGUACUCAAGCAAGUGCAACUGCUGGUGCCAGUAAGACUACAGACGAUAAUUCCACCACUGAUGAUAACGGCAACAAAACUACAGUAGAUGAUAUUACUACUAAUAGCCAACACGCAGAACCGUCGAAAGAAACGACUAGUACUCAAGCAAGCUCAACUGCUGGUGCCAGUAAGACUCCACCCGAUAAAACCACCACUGACAAUAAAGGCAAUGAAACUACAUUAGAUGAUAUUACUACUAUUAGCCAACAUCCAGAAUCGUCGGAAGAAACGACAAGCACUCAAGCAAGUUCAAUUGCUGGUGCCAGUGAGACUACCGACAAUAAUAGCACCACUGCUGAUAACGCCAAGGAAACUACUGUAGAUGAUAUUGCUACUAAUAGCCAACAACCAGAACCGUCGGAAGAAUCGACUAGUACUCAAGCAAGUUCAACUGCUGGUGCCAGUAAGACUACAGACGAUAAUACAACCACUGACGAUAACGGCAAUGAAACUAGAGUAGAUGAUAUUACUACUACUAGCCAACAACCAGAACCGUCGGCUGAAACGACUAGUACUCAAGCACGUUCAACUAAUGGUGCCACUGAGACUACCGAUGAUAAUACCACCACUGAUGAUAACGGCAAUGAAACUACUGUAGAUAAUAUUACUACUACCAGCAAACAACCAGAACCCUCCGAAGAAACGACUAGUACUCAAGCAAGUUUAACUGCUGGUGCCAGUGAGACUACCGACGAUAAUACCAAAACUGAUGAUGACGGCAAUGAAACUACAGUAGCUGAUAGUACUACCACCAGCCAAGAACCGUCGGCUGAAACCACUAGUAAUCAACCAAGCUCAACAGGUGGUUCCAGUGAGACAGCUGACGAUAAUACCACCACUGAUGGUAACGGCACUAAAACUACAAUAGAUGAUAUUACUACCACUAGCCAAGAUCCAGAACCGUCGGGUGAAACCACUAGUACUCAAGCAAGUUCAAAUACUGCUGCCAGUGAGACUACAGACCAUAAAACCAACACUGAUGAUAACCGUAAGGAAACUACUGUAGAUAAUAUUACUACUACUAGCCAACAACCAGAACCGUCUGACAAAACGACUAGUAGCCAAGCAAGUUCAAAUGCUGGUGCUAGUGAGUCUACCGACGAUAGUACCACCACUGAUGAUAACAGCAGUGAAACUACAGUAGAUGAUAGUACUAACACUAGCCAAGAUCCAGAACCGUCGAUUGAAACCAGUAGUACACAAGCAAGCUCAACAGGUGGUUCCAGUGAAACUGCUGACGAUAAUACCACCACUGGUGAUAACGGCAAUGACACUACAAUAGAUGAUAUUACAACCACCAGUCAAGAUCCAGAACCGCCGGCUGAAACCACUAGUACUCAAGCAAGUUCAAAUGCUGGUUCCAGUAAGACUACCGACGAUAAUACCUCCACUGAUGAUAACGGCAAUGAAACUACAGUAGAUGAUAUUAAUACUAAUAGUCAACAACCAGAACCAUCAUCUGAAACGACUAGUACUGAAGCAAGUUCAACUGCUGGUGCCAGUGAGACUACUGACGAUAAUACCACCACUGAUGAUAACCGCAAUGAAACUACAGUAGAUGAUAUUACAACUACUAACCAACAGUCAGAACCAUCGAAUGAAACGACUAGUACCCAAACAAGUUCAACUGCUGGUUCCAGUGAGACUGCUGACGAUAAUACCACCACUGGUGAUAACGGCAAUGAAACUACAGUAAAUGAUAGUACUACUACUAGCCAUGAUCCAGAACCGUCGACUGAAACCAGUAGUACUCGAGCAAGUUCAACAGCUGGUUCAAGUGAGACUGCUGACGAUAAUAACACCACUGAUGAUAACGGCAAUGAAAGUACAGUAGAUAAUAUUACAACUACUAGCCAACAGUCAGAGCCAUCGACCGAAACGACUAGUACUCAAGCAAGUUCAACUGCUGGUGCCAGUGAGACUACAGACGAUAAUACCACCACUGAUGAUAACGGCAAUGAAACUACAGUAGAUGAUAGUACUACCACUAGCCAUGAUCCAGAACCGUCGACUGAAAUCAGUAGUACUCAAGCAAGCUCAACGGGUGCUUCAAGUGAGACUGCUGACGAUAAUACCACCACUGAUGAUAAAGGCAAUGAAACUACAAUAGACGAUAUUACAACCACGAGCCAAGAUCCAGAACUGUCGGCUGAAACCACUAGUACUCAAGCAAGUUCAAAUGCUGGUGCCAGUGAGACUACAGACGAUAAUACCACCACUGAUGAUAACGGCAAUGAAACUACACCAGAUGGUAUUAAUUCUACUAGCCAACAACCAAAAACAUCAUCUGAAACGACUGGUACUGAAGCAAUUUCAACUGCUGGUGCCAGUGAGACUACCGACGAUAAUAUCACCACUGAAGAUACCGGCCCUGAAACUACACUAGAUGUUAUUACAACUACUAAACAACAGUCCGAGCCCUCGGCUGAAACGACAAGUACUCAAGCAAGUUCAACUGCUGGUGCCAGUGAGAUUACCGAAGAGAAUACCACCACUGAUGAUAACCGCAAUGAAACUACAGUAGAUGAUAUUACAACUACUAACCAACAGUCAGAACCAUCGACUGAAGCCACUAGUACUCAAGCAAGUUCAACUGCUGGUGCUAGUGAGUCUACCGAGGAUAAUACCACCACUGAUGAAAACAGCAAUGAAACUACAGUAGAUGAUAGUACUACCACUAGCCAAGAUAUAGAACCGUCGACUGAAACCAGUAGUACUCAAGCAAGCUCAACAGGUGGUUCCAGUGAGACUGCUGACGAUAAUACCACCACUGGUGAUAACGGCAAUGAAACUACAAUAGACGAUAUUACAACCACUAGCCAAGAUCCAGAACCGUCGGCUGAAACCACUAGUACUCCAGCAAGUUCAACUGCUGGUGCCAGUGAGACUACCGACGAUAAUACCACCAGUGAUGAUAACCGCAAUGAAACUACAAUAGACGAUAUUACAACCACUAGCCAAGAUCCAGAACCGUCGGCUGAAACCACUAGUACUCAAGCAAGUUCAACUGCUGGUGCCAGUGAGACUACCGACGAUAAUACCACCACUGAUGAUAACGGCAAUGAAACUACAGUAGAUGAUAUUAAUACUACUAGCCAACAACCGGAACCAUCAUCUGAAACGACUAGUACUGAAGUAAGUUCAACUGCUGGUGCCAGUAAGACAACCCACGAUCAUACCAACACUAAUGAUAGCGGCAAUGAAACUACAGUAGAUGGUAGUACUACCACUAGCCAAGAUCCAGAACCGUCGACUGAAACCAGUAGUACACAAGCAAGCUCAACAGGUGGUUCCAGUGAGACUGCUGACGAUAAUACCACCACUGGUGAUAACGGCAAUGAAACUACAAUAGACGAUAUUACAACAACUAGAGAAGAUCCAGAACCGUCGGCUAAAACCACUAGUACUCAAGCAAGUUCAACUGCUGGUGCCAGUGAGACGACCGACGAUAAUACCACCACUGGUGAUAACGGCAAUGAAACUACAAUAGACGAUAUUACAACCACUAGCCAAGAUCCAGAACCAUCGACUGAAACGACUAGUACUCAAGCAAGUUCAACUGCUGGUGCCAGUAAAACAACCGACGAUAAUACCACCACUGAUGAAAGCGGCAAUGAAACUACAGUAGAUGAUAGUACUACCACUAGCCAAGAUCCAGAACCGUUGACUGAAACCAGUAGUACACAAGCAAUCUCAACAGCUGCUUCCAGUGAGACUGCUGACCAUAAUACCACCACUGAUGGUAACGGCAAUGAAACUACAAUAGACGAUAUUUCAACUACUAGCCAAGAUCCAGAAUUUUCUGCUGAAACCACUAGUACUCAAGCAAGUUCAAAUGUUGGUUCCAGUGAGACUACCGACGAUAAUACCACCACUGAUGAUAACGGCAAUGAAACUACAGUCGAUGAUAUUAAUACUACUAGCCAACAACCAGAAUCAUCAUCUGAAACGACUAGUACUGAAGCAAGUUCAACUGCUGGUGACAGUGAGACUACCGACGAUAAUACCACCACUGAAGAUAACGGCACUGAAUCUACAGUAGAUAAUAUUACAACUACUAGCCAACAGUCAGAGCCAUCGACUGAAACGACUAAUACUCAAGCAAGUUCAACUGCUGGUGUCAGUGAGACUACCGACGAUAAUACCAGCGCUGAUGAUAGCGGCAAUGAAACUACAGUAGAUGAUAGUACUACCACUAGUUAUGAUCCAGAACCGUCGACUGAAACCAGUAGUACUCAAGCAAGCUCAACAGGUGGUUCCAGUGAGACUGCUGAUAAUUAUACCACCACUGAAGAUAACGGCAAUGAAACUACCAUCGACGAUAUUACAACCACUAGCCAAGAUCCAGAAACUACAGUAAAUGAUAUUAAUACUAAUAGCCACCAACCAGAAACAUCAUCUGAAACGACUAGUACUGAAGCAAGUUCAACUGCUAGUGCCAGUGAGACUGCCGACGAUGAUACGACCACUAAAGAUAACAGCCCUGAAACUACAGUAGAUGUUAUUACAACUACUAGCCAACAGUCAGAGCCCUCGGCUGAAACGACAAGUACUCAAGCAAGUUCAACUGCUGGUGCUAGUGAGUCUACCGAGGAUAAUACCACCACUAAUGAGAACAGCAAUAAAACUACAGUAGAUGAUAGUACUAACACUAGCCAAGAUCCAGAACCGUCGACUGAAACCAGUAGUACACAAGCAAGCUCAACAGGUGGUUCCAGUGAGACUGCUGACGAUAAUACCACCACUGGUGAUAACGGCAAUGAAACUACAAUAGACGAUAUUACAACCACUAGCCAAGAUCCUGAACCGUCGGCUGAAACCACUAGUACUCAAGCAAGUUCAACUGCUGGUGCUAGUGACUCUACCGAGGAUAAUACCACCACUAAUGAGAACAGCAAUAAAACUACAGUAGAUGAUAGUACUAACACUAGCCAAGAUCCAGAACCGUCGACUGAAACCAGUAGUACACAAGCAAGUUCAACAGGUGGUUCCAGUGAGACUGCUGACGAUAAUACCACCACUGGUGAUAACGGCAAUGAAACUACAGCAGACGACAUUACAACCACUAGCCAAGAUCCAGAACCGUCGGCUUUAACCACUAGUACUCAAGAAAGUUCAACUGGUGGUUCCAGUGAGACUACCGACGAUAAUACCACCACUGAUGAUAACGGCACUGAAACUACAGUAGAUGAUAUUAAUACUACUAGCCAACAACCGGAACCAUCAUCUGAAACGACUAGUACUGAAGCAAGUUCAACUGCUGGUGCCAGUAAGACAACCGACGAUAAUACCACCACUGAUGAUAGCGGCAAUGAAACUACAGUAGAUGAUACUACUACCACUAGCCAAGAUCCAGAACCGUCGACUGAAACCAGUAGUACACAAGCAAGCUCAACAGGUGGUUCCAGUGAGGCUGAUGACGAUAAUACCACCACUGGUGAUAACGGUAAUGAAACUACAAUAGACGACAUUACAACCACUAGCCAAGAUCCAGAACCGUCGGCUGAAACCACUAGUACUCAAGCAAGUUCAACUGCUGGUUCCAGUGAGACUACCGACGAUAAUACCACCACUGAUGAUAACGGCAAUGAAACUACAGUAGAUGAUAUUAAUACUACUAGCCAACAACCGGAACCAUCAUCUGAAACGACUAAUACUGAAGCAAGUUCAACUGCUGGUGCCAGUAAGACAACCGACGAUAAUACCACCACUGAUGAUAGCGGCCAUGAAACUACAGUAGAUGAUAAUACUACCACUAGCCAAGAUCCAGAACCGUCGACUGAAACCAGUAGUACACAAGCAAGCUCAACAGGUGGUUCCAGUGAGGCUGAUGACGAUAAUACCACCACUGGUGAUAACGGUAAUGAAACUACAAUAGACGACAUUACAACCACUAGCCAAGAUCCAGAACCGUCGGCUGAAACCACUAGUACUCAAGCAAGUUCAACUGCUGGUUCCAGUGAGACUACCGACGAUAAUACCACCACUGAUGAUAACGGCAAUGAAACUACAGUAGAUGAUAUUAAUACUACUAGCCAACAACCGGAACCAUCAUCUGAAACGACUACUACUGAAGCAAGUUCAACUGCUGGUGCCAGUAAGACAACCGACGAUAAUACCACCACUGAUGAUAGCGGCAAUGAAACUACAGUAGAUGAUACUACUACCACUAGCCAAGAUCCAGAACCGUCGACUGAAACCAGUAGUACACAAGCAAGCUCAACAGGUGGUUCCAGUGAGACUGCUGACGAUAAUACCACCACUGGUGAUAACGGCAAUGAAACUACAAUAGACGAAAUUACAACCACUAGCCAAGAUCCAGAACCGUCUGACGAAACGACUAGUACUCAAGCAAGUUCAACUGCUGGUGCCAGUGAGAUUACCGACGAUAAUACCACCAGUGAUGAUAACCGCAAUGAAUUUACAUUAGACGAUAUUACAACUACUAACCAACAGUCAGAACCAUCGACUGAAACGUCUAGUACUCAUGCAAGUUCAACUGCCAGUGCCAGUAAAACAACCGACGAUAAUACCACCACUGAUGAUAGCGGCAAUGAAACUAAAGUAGAUGAUACUACUACCACUAGCCAAGAUCCAGAACCGUCGACUGAAACCAGUAGUACACAAGCAAGCUCAACAGGUGGUUCCAGUGAGGCUGAUGACGAUAAUACCACCACUGGUGAUAACGGUAAUGAAACUACAAUAGACGACAUUACAACCACUAGCCAAGAUCCAGAACCGUCGGCUGAAACCACUAGUACUCAAGCAAGUUCAACUGCUGGUUCCAGUGAGACUACCGACGAUAAUACCACCACUGAUGAUAACGGCAAUGAAACUACAGUAGAUGAUAUUAAUACUACUAGCCAACAACCGGAACCAUCAUCUGAAACGACUAAUACUGAAGCAAGUUCAACUGCUGGUGCCAGUAAGACAACCGACGAUAAUACCACCACUGAUGAUAGCGGCAAUGAAACUACAGUAGAUGAUAAUACUACCACUAGCCAAGAUCCAGAACCGUCGACUGAAACCAGUAGUACACAAGCAAGCUCAACAGGUGGUUCCAGUGAGACUGCUGACGAUAAUACCACCACUGGUGAUAACGGCAAUGAAACUACAGAAUAUGAUAUAUAUACUACUAGCCAACAACCGGAACCAUCAUCUGAAACGACUAGUACUGAAGCAAGUUCAACUGCUGGUGCCAGUAAGACAACCGACGAUAAUACCACCACUGACGAUAGCGGCAAUGAAACUACAGUAGAUGAUAGUACUACCACUAGCCAAGAUCCAGAACCGUCGACUGAAACCAGUAGUACACAAGCAAGCUCAACAGGUGGUUCCAGUGAGACUGCUGACGAUAAUACCACCACUGGUGGUAACGGCAAUGAAACUACAGAAUAUGAUAUUAAUACUACUAGCCAACAACCGGAACCAUCAUCUGAAACGACUAGUACUGAAGCAAGUUCAACUGCUGGUGCCAGUAAGACAACCGACGAUAAUACCACCACUGAUGAUAGCGGCAAUGAAACUACAGUAGACGACAUUACAACCACUAGCCAAGAUCCAGAACCGUCGGCUGAAACCACUAGUACUCAAGCAAGUUCAACUGCUGGUUCCAGUGAGACUACCGACGAUAAUACCACCACUGAUGAUAGCGGCAAUGAAACUACAGUAGAUGAUAUUAAUACUACUAGCCAACAACCGGAACCAUCAUCUGAAACGACUAGUACUGAAGCAAGUUCAACUGCUGGUUCCAGUGAGACUACCGACGAUAAUACCACCACUGAUGAUAACGGCAAUGGAACUACAGUAGAUGAUAUUAAUACUACUAGCCAACAACCGGAACCAUCAUCUGAAACGACUAGUACUGAAGCAAGUUCAACUGCUGGUGCCAGUAAGACAACCGACGAUAAUACCAACACUGAUGAUAGCGGCAAUGAAACUACAGUAGAUGAUAAUACUACCACUAGCCAAGAUCCAGAACCGUCGACUGAAACCAGUAGUACACAAGCAAGCACAACAGGUGGUUCCAGUGAGACUGCUGACGAUAAUACCACCACUGGUGAUAACGGCAAUGAAACUACAGUAGACGACAUUACAACCACUAGCCAAGAUCCAGAACCGUCGGCUGAAACCACUAGUACUCAAGAAAGUUCAACUGCUGGUUCCAGUGAGACUACCGACGAUAAUACCACCACUGAUGAUAACGGCAAUGAAACUACAGUAGAUGAUAUUAAUACUACUAGCCAACAACCGGAACCAUCAUCUGAAACGACUAGUACUGAAGCAAGUUCAACUGCUGGUGCCAGUAAGACUACCGACGAUAAUACCACCACUGAUGAUAGCGGCAAUGAAACUACAGUAGAUGGAAAUACUACCACUAGCCAAGAUCCAAAACCGUCGACUGAAACCAGUAGUACACAAGCAAGCUCAACAGGUGGUUCCAGUGAGACUGCUGACGAUAAUACCACCACUGGUGAUAACGGCAAUGAAACUACAAUAGACGAAAUUACAACCACUAGCCAAGAUCCAGAACCGUCUGACGAAACGACUAGUACUGAAGCAAGUUCAACAGCGGGUGCUAGUGAGUCUACCGACGAUAGUACCACCACUGAUGAUAACAGCAAUGAAACUACAGUAGAUGAUAGUACUACCACUAGCCAAGAUCCAGAACCGUCGACUGAAACCAGUAGUACACAAGCAAGCUCAACAGGUGGUUCCAGUGAGACUGCUGACGAUAAUACCACCACUGGUGAUAACGGCAAUGAAACUACAAUAGACGAUAUUACAACCACUAGCCAAGAUCCGGAACCGUCGGCUGAAACCACUAGUACUCAAGCAAGUUCAACUGCUGGUUCCAGUGAGACUACCGACGAUAAUACCACCACUGAUGAUAACGGCAAUGGAACUACAGUAGAUGAUAUUAAUACUACUAGCCAACAACCGGAACCAUCAUCUGAAACGACUAGUAUUGAAGCAAGUUCAACUGCUGGUGCCAGUAAGACAACCGAUGAUAAUCCCACCACUGAUGAUAGCGGCAAUGAAACUACAGUAGAUGAUAAUACUACCACUAGCCAAGAUCCAGAACCGUCGACUGAAACCAGUAGUACACAAGCAAGCUCAACAGGUGGUUCCAGUGAGACUGCUGACGAUAAUACCACCACUGGUGAUAACGGUAAUGAAACUACAAUAGACGACAUUACAACCACUAGCCAAGAUCCAGAACCGUCGGAUGAAACCACUAGUACUCAAGCAAGUUCAACUGCUGGUUCCAGUGAGACUACCGACGAUAAUACCACCACUGAUGAUAACGGCAAUGAAACUACAGUAGAUGAUAUUAAUACUACUAGCCAACAACCGGAACCAUCAUUUGAAACGACUAGUACUGAAGCAAGUUCAACUGCUGGUGCCAGUAAGACAACCGACGAUAAUACCACCACUGAUGAUAGCGGCAAUGAAAUUACAGUAGAUGAUAAUACUACCACUAGCCAAGAUCCAAAACCGUCGACUGAAACCAGUAGUACACAAGCAAGCUCAACAGGUGGUUCCAGUGAGACUGCUGACGAUAAUACCACCACUGGUGAUAACGGCAAUGAAACUACAGAAUAUGAUAUUAAUACUACUAGCCAACAACCGGAACCAUCAUCUGAAACGACUAGUACUGAAGCAAGUUCAACUGCUGGUGUCAGUAAGACAACCGACGAUAAUACCACCACUGAUGAUAGCGGUAAUGAAACUACAGUAGACGACAUUACAACCACUAGACAAGAUCCAGAACCAUCGGCUGAAACCACUAGUACUCAAGCAAGUUCAACUGCUGGUUCCAGUGAGACUACCGACGAUAAUACCACCACUGAUGAUAACGGCAAUGAAACUACAGUAGAUGAUAUUAAUACUACUAGCCAACAACCGGAACCAUCAUCUGAAACGACUAGUACUGAAGCAAGUUCAACUGCUGGUGCCAGUAAGACAACCGACGAUAAUACCAACACUGAUGAUAGCGGCAAUGAAACUACAGUAGAUGAUAAUACUACCACUAGCCAAGAUCCAGAACCGUCGACUGAAACCAGUAGUACACAAGCAAGCACAACAGCUGGUUCCAGUGAGACUGCUGACGAUAAUACCACCACUGGUGAUAACGGUAAUGAAACUACAAUAGACGACAUUACAACCACUAGCCAAGAUCCAGAACCGUCGGCUGAAACCACUAGUACUCAAGCAAGUUCAACUGCUGGUUCCAGUGAGACUACCGACGAUAAUACCACCACUGAUUAUAACGGCAAUGAAACUACAGUAGAUGAUAAUACUACCACUAGCCAAGAUCCAGAACCGUCGACUGAAACCAGUAGUACACAAGCAAGCUCAACAGGUGGUUCCAGUGAGACUGCUGACGAUAAUACCACCACUGGUGAUAACGGCAAUGAAACUACAGAAUAUGAUAUUAAUACUACUAGCCAACAAUCAGAACCAUCAUCUGAAACGACUAGUACUGAAGCAAGUUCAACUGCUGGUGCCAGUAAGACAACCGACGAUAAUACCACCACUGAUGAUAGCGGCAAUAAAACUGCAGUAGAUGAGAGUACUAACACUAGCCAAGAUCCAGAACCGUCGACUGAAACCAGUAGUACACAAGCAAGCUCAACAGGUGGUUCCAGUGAGACUGCUGACGAUAAUACCACCACUGGUGAUAACGGCAAUGAAACUACAAUAGACGAUAUUACAACCACUAGCCAAGAUCCAGAACGGUCGGCUGAAACCACUAGUACUCAAGCAAGUUCAAUUGCUGGUGCCAGUGAGACUACCGAAGCUAAUACCACCACUAAUGAGAACAGCAAUAAAACUACAGUAGAUGAUAGUUCUACCACUAGCCAAGGUAUAGAACCGUCGACUGAAACCAGUAGUACACAAGCAAGCUCAACAGGUGGUUCCAGUGAGACUGCUGACGAUAAUACCACCACUGGUGAUAACGGCAAUGAAACUACAAUAGACGACAUUACAACCACUAGCCAAGAUCCAGAACCGUCGGCUGAAACCACUAGUACUCAAGCAAGUUCAACUGCUGGUUCCAGUGAGACUACCGACCAUAAUACCACCACUGAUGAUAACGGCAAUGAAACUACAGUAGAUGAUAUUAAUACUACUAGCCAACAACCGGAAACAUCAUUUGAAACGACUAGUACUGAAGCAAGUUCAACUGCUGGUGCCAGUAAGACAACCGACGAUAAUACCACCACUGAUGAUAGCGGCAAUGAAACUACAGUAGAUGAUAGUACUACCACUAGCCAAGAUCCAGAAGCGUCGACUGAAACCAGCAGUACACAAGCAAGCUCAACAGGUGGUUCCAGUGAGGCUGCUGACGAUAAUACCACCACUGGUGAUAACGGCAAUGAAACUACAAUAGACGAUAUUACAACCACUAGCCAAGAUCCAGAACCGUCCGCUAAAACCACUAGUACUCAAGCAAGUUCAACUGCUGGUUCCAGUGAGACUACCGACGAUAAUACCACCACUGCUGAUAACGGCAAUGAAACUACAGUAGAUGAUAUUAAUACUACUAGCCAACAACCGGAACCAUCAUCUGAAACGACUAGUACUGAAGAAAGUUCAACUGCUGGUGCCAGUAAGACAACCGACCAUAAUACCACCACUGAUGAUAGCGGCAAUGAAACUACAGUAGAUGAUAAUACUACCACUAGCCAAGAUCUAGAACCGUCGACUGAAACCAGUAAUACACAAGCAAGCUCAACAGGUGGUUCCAGUGAGACUGCUGACGAUAAUACCACCACUGGUGAUAACGGCAAUGAAACUACAAUAGACGACAUUACAACCACUAGCCAAGAUCCAGAACCGUCGGCUGAAACCACUAGUACUCAAGCAAGUUCAACUGCUGGUUCCAGUGAGACUACCGACCAUAAUACCACCACUGAUGAUAACGGCAAUGAAACUACAGUAGAUGAUAUUAAUACUACUAGCCAACAACCGGAAACAUCAUUUGAAACGACUAGUACUGAAGCAAGUUCAACUGCUGGUGCCAGUAAGACAACCGACGAUAAUACCACCACUGAUGAUAGCGGCAAUGAAUCUACAGUAGAUGAUAGUACUACCACUAGCCAAGAUCCAGAAGCGUCGACUGAAACCAGCAGUACACAAGCAAGCUCAACAGGUGGUUCCAGUGAGACUGCUGACGAUAAUACCACCACUGGUGAUAACAGCAAUGAAACUACAAUAGACGAUAUUACAACCACUAACCAAGAUCCGGAACCGUCGGCUGAAACCACUAGUACUCAAGCAAGUUCCACUGCUGGUUCCAGUGAGACUACCGACGAUAAUACCGCCACUGAUGAUAACGGCAAUGGAACUACAGUAGAUGAUAUUAAUACUACUAGCCAACAACCGGAACCAUCAUCUGAAACGACUAGUACUGAAGCAAGUUCAACUGCUGGUGCCAGUAAGACAACCGACGAUAAUACCACCACUGAUGAUAGCGGCAAUGAAACUACAGUAGAUGAUAAUACUACCACUAGCCAAGAUCCAGAUCCGUCGACUGAAACCAGUAGUACACAAGCAAGCACAACAGGUGGUUCCAGUGAGACUGCUGACGAUAAUAACACCACUGGUGAUAACGGCAAUGAAACUACAAUAGACGAUAUUACAACCACUAGCCAAGAUCCAGAACCGUCGGCUGAAACCACUAGUACUCAAGCAAGUUCAACUGCUGGUUCCAGUGAGACUACCGACGAUAAUACCACCACUGAUGAUAACGGCAAUGAAACUACAGUAGAUGAUAUUAAUACUACUAGCCAACAACCGGAACCAUCAUCUGAAACGACUAGUACUGAAGCAAGUUCAACUGCUGGUGCCAGUAAGACAACCGACGAUAAUACCACCACUGAUGAUAGCGGCAAUGAAACUACAGUAGAUAAUAAUACUACCACUAGCCAAGAUCCAAAACCGUCGACUGAAACCAGUAGUACACAAGCAAGCUCAACAGGUGGUUCCAGUGAGACUGCUGACGAUAAUACCACCACUGGUGAUAACGGCAAUGAAACUACAGAAUAUGAUAUUAAUACUACUAGCCAACAAUCGGAACCAUCAUCUGAAACGACUAGUACUGAAGCAAGUUCAACUGCUGGUGCCAGUAAGACAACCGACGAUAAUACCACCACUGAUGAUAGCGGCAAUGAAACUACAGUAGAUGAGAGUACUAACACUAGCCAAGAUCCAGAACCGUCCGCUAAAACCACUAGUACUCAAGCAAGUUCAACUGCUGGUUCCAGUGAGACUACCGACGAUAAUACCACCACUGCUGAUAACGGCAAUGAAACUACAGUAGAUGAUAUUAAUACUACUAGCGAACAACCGGAACCAUCAUCUGAAACGACUAGUACUGAAGCAAGUUCAACUGCUGGUGCCAGUAAGACAACCGACCAUAAUACCACCACUGAUGAUAGCGGCAAUGAAACUACAGUAGAUGAUAAUACUACCACUAGCCAAGAUCUAGAACCGUCGACUGAAACCAGUAAUACACAAGCAAGCUCAACAGGUGGUUCCAGUGAGACUGCUGACGAUAAUACCACCACUGGUGAUAACAGCAAUGAAACUACAAUAGACGAUAUUACAACCACUAACCAAGAUCCGGAACCGUCGGCUGAAACCACUAGUACUCAAGCAAGUUCCACUGCUGGUUCCAGUGAGACUACCGACGAUAAUACCGCCACUGAUGAUAACGGCAAUGGAACUACAGUAGAUGAUAUUAAUACUACUAGCCAACAACCGGAACCAUCAUCUGAAACGACUAGUACUGAAGCAAGUUCAACUGCUGGUGCCAGUAAGACAACCGACGAUAAUACCACCACUGAUGAUAGCGGCAAUGAAACUACAGUAGAUGAUAAUACUACCACUAGCCAAGAUCCAGAUCCGUCGACUGAAACCAGUAGUACACAAGCAAGCACAACAGGUGGUUCCAGUGAGACUGCUGACGAUAAUAUCACCACUGGUGAUAACGGUAAUGAAACUACAAUAGACGACAUUACAACCACUAGCCAAGAUCCAGAACCGUCGGCUGAAACCACUAGUACUCAAGCAAGUGCAACUGCUGGUUCCAGUGAGACUACCGACGAUAAUACCACCACUGAUGAUAACGGCAAUGAAACUACAGUAGAUGAUAUUAAUACUAAUAGCCAACAACCGGAACCAUCAUCUGAAACGACUAGUACUGAAGCAAGUUCAACUCCUGGUGCCAAUAAGACAACCGACGAUAAUACCACCACUGAUGAUAGGGGCAAUGAAACUACAGUAGAUGAUAAUACUACCACUAGCCAAGAUCCAGGACCGUCGACUGAAACCAGUAGUACACAAGCAAGCUCAACAGGUGGUUCCAGUGAGACUGCUGACGAUAAUACCACCACUGGUGAUAACGGCAAUGAAACUACAGAAUAUGAUAUUAAUACUACUAGCCAACAAUCGGAACCAUCAUCUGAAACGACUAGUACUGAAGCAAGUUCAACUGCUGGUGCCAGUAAGACAACCGACGAUAAUACCACCACUGAUGAUAGCGGCAAUGAAACUACAGUAGAUGAGAGUACUAACACUAGCCAAGAUCCCGAACCGUCGGCUGAAACCACUAGUACUCAAGCAAGUUCAAAUGAAGGUGGCAGUGAGACUACCGACGAUAAUACCACCACUGAUGAUAGCGGCAAUGAAACUUCAGUAGAUGAUCGUACUACCACUAGCCAAGAUCGAGAACCGUCGACUGAAACCAGUAGUACUCAAGCAAGUUCAACAGGUAGUUCCAGUGAGACUGUUGACGAUAGUACCACCACUGAUGAUAACGGCAAUGAAACUACAAUAGAUGAUAUUACUACCACUAGCCAAGAUCCAGAACCGUCGAUUGAAACCAGUAGUACUCAGGCAAGUUCAAAUGCUGGUGCCAGUGAGACUACAGACGUUAAUACCACCACUGAUGAUAACGGUAAUGAAACUACUGUAGAGAAUAUUACUACUACUAGCCAACAACCAGAACCGUCUGACGAAACGACUAGUAGCCAAGCAAGUUCAACUGCUGGUGCUAGUGAGUCCACUGUCGAUAGUACCACCGCUGAUGAUAACAGCAAUGAAUCUACAGUAAAUGAUACUACUACCACUAGCCAAGAUCCAGAACCGUCGAUUGAAGCUAGUAGUACUCAAGCAAGUUCAACUGCUGGUGCCAGUGAGACUACCGACGAUAAUACCACCAGUGAUGAUAACCGCAAUGAAACUACAGUAGACGAUAUUACAACUACUAACCAACAGUCAGAACCAUCGGCUUUUACGACUAUUACUCAAGCAAGUUCAACUGCUGGUGCCAGUAAGUCUACCGACGAUAAUACCACCACUGAUGAUAGCGGCAAUGAAACUACAGUAGAUGAUAUUACUACCACUAGCCAAGAUCCAGAACCGUCGACUGAAGCCAGUAGUACACAAGCAAGCUCCACAGGUGGUUCCAGUGAGACUGCUGACGAUAAUACCACCACUGAUGAUAACGUCAAUGAAUCUACAAUAGAUGAUAUUACUACCACUAGCCAAGAUCCAGAACCGUCGGCUGAAACCACUAGUGCUCAAGCAAGUUCAAAUGCUGGUGCCAGUGAGACUACCGACGAUAAUACCACCACUGAUGAUAACGGCCAUGAAAGUACAGUAGAUAAUAUUACAACUACUAGCCAACAGUCAGAACCAUCGACUGUUACGACUAGUACUCAAGCAAAUUCAACUGCUGGUGCCAGUAAGACUACCGACGAUAAUACCACCACUGAUGAUAACGGCAAUGAAACUACCGUAGAUGAUAUUACUACCACUAGCCUAGAACCCGAACCGUCGGCUGAAACGACGAGUGCUCAAGCAGGUUCAACUGCUACGGAGCGCUCUGUAGAUUUUGUGUGUGUUAACGCAGGAAAAUUUGCUCACCCUGUAGAUUGCAAUAAAUAUUAUCUGUGUGUAGAUACAGUUUUCAGUACAGUGAAGUAUUUGUUAGCGUGUCCACUUGGUACCUUAUAUGACGCAGACAAUGAAAUUUGCACUACCAGGCCCGUACAAUGUCCAGGAGAAAGAAAGUUGAAAUGCGAAAUGGAAGGUACUUUCUUACAUCCCACAAACUGUAGUCGAUAUUACGAUUGUAUUUGGGAUUGGUUAGAAGAUAAAUACCAUAUACGGCAACACUCAUGUCCGCCUGGUUCUAGUAUUGACUUGAAUACAUUAAGAUGUGUUGCUUCCUCUUGUGGCCAAACAUCAGUAACUACUGUACGUCCUACUGAAAGCACAACAACCCAAAACGACGGUUUUAGAUGUGUCUCCUCUGGUAUCUAUCCUGAUCCGGUAAGCUGCAGUUCUUAUCAUGUUUGCGUUUCCCUAGUCAACGAGACAAUAGAUAUACCUAUGGACUGUCCGGUAGACUCCAAUUUUGAUUCAAAUAACAAACUUUGUACGAGAGAACCUGUUCAAUGUCCAAAUGAGGCACCCUUAGUCUGCAGAUCUGUUGGUACUUUUGUCCACCCUACAGAUUGCAAUCGGUACUAUACUUGUACACAAAGAAUUAAUGGUGAUGGCUACGAGAUUCGUCAGUUCAAUUGUCCUCCAUUCAGCUCGUUUAAUCCCAAGCUAGGUAUUUGUGAGGCAUCCUUUAAUUGUAAUAGAGACUUAGAUAUUACCUGCACAGUACCUGGACGUUUUCCCGUAAAUGGCAGUUGCAAGGAAUACUAUGAAUGUCAGUAUAACAAUGGAGUACUCACUCCAAGAGUACGAACAUGUGGGCUGUUUAAAUUAUAUGACAAAAUACAAAAGAGAUGUAGACGUGAAUGUUUUGUGUCUUGCUGAGGAGCGUUGAAAAAUAUAUCUAUAAUUUCUAAUAAUAGCUUUAGAGCUAUAUAUUGUAUUGUACGGAAUUAUAUAAGUAUACUUUAUUUGAUAUGGCAAAUAUUAUUUUGUAAAUAAAAUCAUAAAUAUAUGGAA
Diabrotica virgifera virgifera (western corn rootworm) is the source of this 18354-nucleotide messenger RNA. Its product is annotated as serine-rich adhesin for platelets-like. Gene Ontology annotation, cellular component: extracellular region. Gene Ontology annotation, molecular function: chitin binding. NCBI's taxonomy places the organism in Eukaryota, Metazoa, Arthropoda, Insecta, Coleoptera, Chrysomelidae. The transcript has 20 exons. Bases 256 to 18219 code for a protein of 5987 amino acids. The record is from RefSeq and is a predicted model, not a curated record.